This is a messenger RNA of Ctenocephalides felis (cat flea), 3174 nucleotides long. RefSeq names its product myosin-IA-like. Gene Ontology annotation, biological process: actin filament organization; vesicle transport along actin filament. Gene Ontology annotation, molecular function: actin filament binding; ATP binding; microfilament motor activity. Lineage: Eukaryota; Metazoa; Arthropoda; Insecta; Siphonaptera; Pulicidae. Gene Ontology annotation, cellular component: vesicle; plasma membrane; microvillus. The record is from RefSeq and is a predicted model, not a curated record.
GUCGGUUGUGGAUUGUGUCAGUUGCAAAUUGUAAAGUGAAACAUGGCUACACACAGCGAGGUCGGGGUAGCCGAUUUUGUCCUUUUGGACGAAAUUACUAUUGAAAAAUUUAUGGCUAAUUUAAAACUAAGAUACCAGCACGCAAAUGUUUACACCUAUAUUGGCGAAGUAUGUGUUUCGGUCAAUCCUUACCGGCCCAUGAACAUAUAUGGAGCAAACUACGUCACACAAUACAAAGGGCGCGAGUUGUUCGAAAAUCCUCCCCACAUUUUUGCGAUAGCAGAUAGCGCUUACAAGACUCUGAAGCAGAAGGAAACGGACACCUGCAUUGUAAUCAGCGGAGAAUCAGGUUCUGGUAAAACAGAAGCCUCCAAAAUUAUUAUGAAGUACAUUGCAGCAGUAACUAAUCAGGGGCAACAAGCGGAAAUCGAAAGGGUAAAGAAUGUGUUAAUUCAGUCAAAUUCAAUUUUGGAAACAUUCGGAAAUGCCAAAACUAACCGCAACGAUAAUUCAUCCAGAUUUGGAAAAUAUAUGGAUAUCAGUUUUGAUUUUAAAGGCGAUCCAGUCGGUGGUCACAUCACAAACUACUUGCUUGAAAAAUCUCGAGUUAUUCAGCAACAAGCAGGAGAAAGAAACUUUCACAGCUUUUAUCAGUUAAUAAAAGGAUCAGUCGAAUCUGAUUUGAAAAAGUAUAAUCUAUCAAGAGAUCCUGCCUUAUAUCACUACACUUCUCAGGGCAGCGCGUCCAAUGUCGAUUCAAUAAAUGACAAAAGUGAUUUUAAAACCACUUGUAAUGGAAUGAAAACACUAGGUUUUUCGGUUGACGAAUGUGAUACUGCAUGGAGAAUUGUUGCUGCAAUUUUGCAUCUGGGAAACGUAUCCUUUGCUGCCGACCAAGACAAAAUAGUAAUAUCUGAUAAAAAGCAAAUGAACUAUGUCUCAACCUUACUAAAAGUGACGGACCGUGAAUUGAACGAAGCCCUAACUCAGCGCGUAAUCGCUGCCAGAGGUGAUGUUAUGCGCAAAAAUCACAACUUAUCAGAAGCCGAAUACGGACGAGAUGCCUUGGCUAAAGCUAUAUAUGUUAAAUUAUUCACUUGGAUUGUUGAGAAAAUAAAUAAUGUUAUUCAAGUUUCCCAAAAUGUAGAAACUCGAUACAAUCGUGUUAUUGGGGUUCUUGAUAUUUACGGAUUUGAGAUCUUUGACAAUAACAGUUUCGAACAGUUUUGUAUUAAUUAUUGUAAUGAAAAAUUGCAGCAACUGUUUAUAGAGUUGGUUCUUAAACAAGAGCAAGAAGAGUAUAGAAGGGAAGGAAUCGAAUGGAAAAAUAUUGAUUACUUCAAUAAUAAGGUGAUUUGUGACCUGGUUGAACAACCUCAUGUUGGCGUAAUAGCAAUUUUGGACGAAGCUUGCUUGAAUGUAGGAAAAGUUACUGACGAAAUGCUCUUGGAAGCGAUGGAUAAAAAAUUAAGCGUACAUGCCCAUUAUUCGAGUAGACAACUUAAACCUAUGGAUAAACAAUUAAAACACAAAGAACAUUUUAGAAUAACCCAUUAUGCAGGUGAUGUGAUAUACAGCAUAAAAGGAUUCUUAGAUAAGAACAAGGAUACUCUGUUUCAAGAUUUCAAAAGAUUGCUGUAUAAUUCUUCAGAUCCUAUAAUUAAAAAUAUGUGGCCUGAAGGAGCAUUGGACAUCACCAAAACAACCAAAAGGCCGAAGACUGCCGGAACACUCUUCUGCAAUUCAAUGUUAGCUUUGGUCGAAACUUUAAGUUCAAAAGAACCAUUUUACGUUCGAUGCAUUAAACCAAAUGACAUAAAAAGUCCGACUAUAUUUGAUGACGAACGAUGCAAACAUCAGGUUUCAUAUUUGGGUCUCGUUGAGAACGUAAGAGUACGUCGCGCCGGAUUUGCAUACAGGCAGAGAUACGAUCGAUUCCUAAAACGAUACAAGAUGAUCUCUGAAUACACAUGGCCUAAUUUCCGUAAUGGUAAUGAUAAAGACGGCACUCGUGUUCUGCUGGAACAGAAAGGUUUUGGAAAGGAUGUCAAAUAUGGACAUACAAAAAUAUACGAAAGGUCACCAAAAACACUAUUAGCAUUAGAAAAAGCUCGCAAUGAAAUGAUGCCAGGAAUAAUAAUUCUGAUUCAGAAGCAAAUUCGAGGAUACAUUUGCAGAGAACAAUACAAACGUAUGAAAGCGGCUCAUGCAAUUAUCAAAUUCUACAGGAGGUACAAACUGCGUAGUUAUGUAAGCGAAAUGAAUCAAAAGUUCCAACAUGCCGAAAGAAUGCGUGAUUAUGGAAAAAGCAUUGUUUGGCCAAAACCACCUCUCAAGGGCAUUGAAGAGCCUUUGAGAAAAAUUUACCAGAGGUGGCGAUCGUAUAAGAUUCUAAGCUGCGUACCGAAGGAAGAAUGGCCUCAAUUAAGAAUAAAAGUGGCUGCAGCUUCAGUUUUGAAUAAACGAGCAGAAUGGGGUCAAAAUCGAAGAUGGCUUGGUGAUUACAUGACCAAUCUUAAUGAGAAUCCAGUUUAUAAUUUAUACAAUGCAACCGUACAUAAUUUAAAGAACACAGACCGAUUUUCAACAGUAAUGUUCUCUUGCACCGUCCGCAAAUUCAAUAGAUUCAAUAAAAGCUGAUCGUGUUUACUAGUCACAGAUAAUUCAUUUUACAAAAUUGACGCAGUAAAGUUCAAAUCAAUGAAAAAACCAGUGCCAAUUCAAAAUAUUGCAAGCGUGUCUGUGACUAAUGGCCCUGAUCAAUUGGUGGUAAUACAUUCUCCACUUGGAAAUGAUCUCGUUGUAUGCUUGUUGCCAAUGGCUACAUCACCAAUGUCAUCAUUAGGAGCUGUAAAUGGAAACUAUGACUAUUCGAUGACAAAUAUUAAUAGUAUGACGCCUGGAACUAAAUUAUAUCCAGAGGAUCGUGUUGGAGAAUUAGUAGGAGUUUUAUGUAACAGAUAUUCCAAAUUAACUGGUCAAGAAUUAAGAGUGAAUAUUCAACAAAGCUUUCCUUGCAUGUUAGGUAAUAAGACAAAACAUUAUACACAAGUAUUUCACCUAACAGAUGAUUCAAAAGGUAGGAAAGGUGUUAAAAAGAGAUUAAUUCAAGAGAAUAAAUAUAGUAAACCUUCUGCUUUAGCUGAUAUUAACGAAGACUGGACACAUGUGUAA